AUGCUGCAGCACUGCAGAGUCCUGUGUCCCCCCACGUCCUGGCCCACGUGCCAGGGUGGCAUCACGGCACAGCCCUGGGCUGCUCCCAGCACGGCACUGCCAGGCUCCACACCAGAGCGUCCCUGCCCUGGGAAUGCUGUGCCAAGCAGCUGCACGGGCACCAAGAGCUCCACAUCCCAGUUCUGGGGAGUUCAUGGCUCAUGGCAGCUCCUGGAAGAGAGCAAAAAACUCUUUCCAGCCCUGGCAUCACCCUGGGAUGGGCAGAGCUGCCCAAAGGGCGGAGGGGAGCUGGGUCAGGGGAUGAAGGAAGAAGCCCAUCUCCCACCUUUCCCUCUCCCCCUCACACCUCUGCCCCUGCUCCCAGCUUUCUCUACAGCGUUCCAGCAGCUUCAAGGACUUCAGCAAGUCCAAGGUCAGCUCCCCCGUGUCAAGCGAGGAGUUCAACCUGGAGGAGAAUGUGAGUUCCCAGCACCCCCGGGGCAGCAGCACCCCCUGACACAUCCUGCUCCCCCGGGAACAGCCCAUUUCAGGGCUGGUUUCCCAAAAUUCCUGCUCUCACCAGGGGCCCACGUGUCACGGAGCAGCCCCAGGGUGCCAGCGCUGGUGGGAUUUGGGAUCUCACAGCCCUGUAUGACCCUGCCGAGGCUUGCCCAGGGUGGGGGGCUCUGCCUUCACUCUCCAUCCCUCUGGCAGAUCCCUGAGGAUGAUCCCAGCAGUGGCAGUCCGGAGGAGGCCGUGCGGAGCAGCGGGACGAAGCUGGGAAGGAAGUGGCGGGCGGUCAUUUCCCGCACCAUGAACCGCAAGAUGGGCAGGGCGGCUGUGAGAGCGCUGGCCGAGGGGAAGCAGGGAGAGGUGGAGGAGGAGGGGUCCCCGUGCCCCCUGUCCCCAGCCAGCAGUGUGGAGGAGCAGAGCCAGGACAAGGUGCCCCUGUCGUCCCUGGAGCAGGAUGAGGAGGAGGAUGGGCACCCAGCCCUUGGACGCCAGAUGUCCAGCGGUGAGGCCGGCCCCCACGGGACAGUGGCCCCACGUCCCCAGCCGGGCACCCCUGACCCCCUCCUGUCUGCAGGCAGCGACAUUGCCAGCCCUGGCGAUGCCGGGGACAGCCGGCAGCUGGAGGAGGCCGUCCCAGCCUACACCGGCCCCUUCUGUGGCCGGGCCCGCGUCCACACCGACUUCACCCCCAGCCCCUAUGACAAGGACUCCCUGAAGCUGCGGAAAGGGGACAUUAUCGGCAUCAUCGAGAAGCCACCUGUGGGCACCUGGACCGGGCUGCUCAACAACAGGGUGGGCUCCUUCAAGUUCAUCUACGUGGAUGUGAUCCCCGAGGAGACAGUCCCUGCCCGCAGGAGCCGGGGCUCCAGCCGGAACAAGCGCCUCAAGCCCAAGACCCUCCACGAGCUGCUGGAGCGCAUCAACCUGCAGGAACACACCCCCACCCUCCUGCUGAACGGCUACCAGACCCUUGAGGACUUCAAGGAGCUGCGGGAGACCCACCUGAACGAGCUGCACAUCACAGACCCCCAGCACCGCGCCAAGCUGCUGACAGCCGCCGAGCUGCUCCUGGACUAUGACAGUAAGGGUCUGGGGGUGGGACAGCCCCGGCCGGGCACGGCAGCUCCACUAACGCCACGGUCCCUCUGCCAGCAGCCAGCGAGCCCGAGGAUGGUGACACCUCCGACGCCCUGCCAUCGCCCUCGGAGCCCAAAGGGGACAUUCCCCGCGACUCCGGCUGCUUCGAGGGAUCAGAGACGCUGGACGGCAGCCGGGAGGAGGCCGAGCUGGGGGGCCCCGAGGAGCAGCUGGGGGCUCUGUCCAUGGCAGGAUCCCCCUGAGACGCCGGCACUGCCGCUUCCCGCUCUGGCCCCAGCGGUGGGGCUGGACUGGAGGGGACGGCUGCUGGAGGGGACAGGGGAGUGCCCGUGGUGGCCCCCGGCUCGGGCCCUGCACCAGAUCCAGGUGCUGGGUGGGCACGAGAUGCCCCAGGAUAUUUUGUAACCUGGGGCAGGGACUCUGGGCACGCCGGGGCACCCUGCUCCCCACCGAGACACCGCAGGCAUUGCCUGCCUUGCCUGCCUUGCCCAGGUUUGCCGGCAGGCUCAGGAAGGGAGCUGGGGAUGGAAGCCGUGUCUGCAGGCACCUGAAGCCUGCCCACGACACUGUCACUUCUCA
Poecile atricapillus (Black-capped chickadee) is the source of this 2169-nucleotide messenger RNA. It is a transcript of the gene SASH3, whose product is annotated as SAM and SH3 domain containing 3. The coding region runs from base 1 to 1995 and encodes 664 amino acids. The transcript is spliced from 4 exons. The record is from RefSeq and is a predicted model, not a curated record. Gene Ontology annotation, biological process: positive regulation of immunoglobulin production; positive regulation of B cell proliferation; positive regulation of adaptive immune response. NCBI's taxonomy places the organism in Eukaryota, Metazoa, Chordata, Aves, Passeriformes, Paridae. Gene Ontology annotation, cellular component: nucleus; cytoplasm. Gene Ontology annotation, molecular function: protein binding.